This is a messenger RNA of Aspergillus campestris IBT 28561, 1398 nucleotides long. RefSeq lists its product as uncharacterized. Gene Ontology annotation, biological process: glycolipid biosynthetic process. The record is from RefSeq and is a predicted model, not a curated record. Lineage: Eukaryota; Fungi; Ascomycota; Eurotiomycetes; Eurotiales; Aspergillaceae. Bases 1 to 1239 code for a protein of 412 amino acids. The transcript is spliced from 5 exons. Gene Ontology annotation, cellular component: plasma membrane; lipid droplet; mitochondrion.
AUGUCUAGGGAAUUCGAUCUGGUCCUUCACGGCCCAACGGGCUACACGGGCAAAUUAACCGCCCAGCAUAUUGUCAAACAUUUCCCCACGAACGUCAAGUGGGCCUUGGCUGGCCGUUCGCUCUCCAAGGUUGAGCAAAUCGCCCGGGAGCUGAAGGAGCUCAAUCCGGAUCGCGACGAGCCGGCGGUGUUGGCUGUCCAGCUCAACGGCCCGGAGCUGCAGGCGCUGGCCCAGCGAACGCGACUCAUCAUCAACGCUGUGGGUCCUUAUCAUCUGUACUCGACUCCCGUGGUGGAGGCAUGCGCCAGCAGUGGAACGCACUACGUGGAUGUAACGGGAGAAACCCCAUGGGUGAAGAGCAUCAUUGAAAAGUACCACGAUACCGCCAAAUCGAAUGGUGCUAUUAUCAUCCCGUCCGUCGGGGUGGAAAGCGCCCCAGCCGACAUGCUGGCCUGGAGCGUGGUCAAGCGCGUGCGCGAGGAGCUCUCCUGUCAUACCCGGGAUGUGAUCUGCGCCAUUGAAGAGCUGAAAAGCUCCGGCGCAAGCGGCGGCACCCUCAGCACAAUCCUCACCUCCCUCGACACAACCUCCCUAUCCGACAUGUCCAAAGCCAUGAACCCCUUCGCCCUCGUCGCCGCAACACCCCCCAAGGACAUCACGCGGACCCCCCUCACCAGCAAGCUUUUCGGCGUGCGCUCCGUCCCCGACAUGGGCACCCUGACGACCUCCCCAACGGGCAUCACCGACGCGGCGAUCGUCCACCGCAGCAGCACGCUCAUGCCCGAGUUCUACGGCCCCCGCUUCCACUUCCAGCAGUACCUGCGCGUGCGCAACGCCCUCGUCGCCGUCUUCGUCCACGUCGCGCUCUGCAUCGCCCUCCUGCUCCUGCUGCUCCCGCCCGUCCGCUGGCUGCUGAAGCGGCUCGUCUACGCCCCGGGCAGCGGGCCGACCAUGGAAGACUCGCUCAACGACCGCGUCGAGUACCGCGCCGUCGCCACGGCCGACCAGCCCGCGCGGCGUCCGGCCCGCGUCCUCGGCAAGAUGAAGUACGAGGGCCCGCUGUACGUGUUCACCGCCGUGCUGGUCGCCGAGGCGGCCAUGACCAUCCUGCAGAAUGAGGACAAGGUGCGGCGUGUGUCGCGGGGGGGGAUCGUCACGCCUGCGUCGCUGGGUCAGGAGUAUAUUGAUCGGUUGGAGGUGGCGGGGUGUCGGUUUGAGACACAGGUGUUUGAGUCGUGAUUUAUUGAUUUCCUGAUUUCUUCUAUUUCCCCUUCCCCGCUUAUUCUAUGCUGUUUUGUUUGCUUGUUCUAUUAAUUUGAUUUUUGAGGUCCUGUUGGAAAUGAGAUACGUGUCUGUACGACCUAGUUUAUUGAACCACGCAUUCUACCAUUCUGAUCU